GCGGACGGCUCCGGACCUGCCAAAAUACCAAACAGCCCGACGUGGGUUCUCCAUCCAUGCCCCAGAAACUGUUACGGGGCGGUAUGGGACACAACGAAUAACAGCACACAUUCAUGUCGCCGAUAAACACCAUCUAGCAGCAUGGCACCGAUGAUGGGCUGCAGGGAACGCGGGUUACAGCGCACGGCCGGGCGAUACGGGCAGCCUAGAGUCCUUGCCCUUCUCCUUUUAUCCCUCUCGACUGUGGCGCUGUGUCAGCACGAUAAGACCGGGGAACAUCUACACUCUUUAUACCCACUGCGAAGUGAGGUUGCAAUUGGGUUUAACCUAGGCCAAUCAUACGGGACUUCGGUCGCCCGCUUCGAAAACGGGACAAUACUCAACCUGGCGAAAGUGCCAGCAAGUCCCGAAUACAUGACGCUCAUGGCACGGCUAGUAGAGGCGCCCCAAACUCCGUACUGGCGAAGUCUCUUUGGGGCUGCUGGCAAAUGGCUAGGCUGGUGGCGAUUGCUUAGACGUCUCGUGGGCUUUGCCGGCACUGACGAGGCAACUAUCUUGGCCCAGCUCGUAACCGCACUGAAGGCUGAAUCGGAGGCCGCCCUGGAAGCACGCAUAGACGUCGUCUCCGUCACGGCCCCCUGGGUAGCGGCGUGGGAAAAUGACAUACCUGUCGACAGCGUUAUCAACGAUGCGCUCGUGUCGGCAGGGCUGAAGCCGUGGACCUGGGAGGCCAGCGGUCCCAUCUACCUGAGCGAGCCAAGCGGGGUGUUGGCGGCGAACGGGCACCGGCUAUGUAAGGAACGUUGGUGCAGACUGGACGAGGAUGACACAAGCGACCUCUGGCCCCAAAUCGUCUUCUUCAUCAGUCUUACCAACCACUCUCUGUAUACAACGUUCCAGGCCACAAGGUGCUAUUACCAUCGCGCGUGGGAGAGUUACCUCCCCACGGUCGACACCAAGUAUGGCCUGGAUGAGGUCCCCGAAAACACAACCGAGCAUUUCUGGAAUGCACUCCGGGACCACCUACUUUCAUCCGUUGUUGAGUUCUCAAAGAGGAACACGGGGUAUAAAUAUUCCAAUUUUAUCGUCCUCACUGCGGGCGAAUCAGCUGAUCGGCCGGAAUUCGUGGACGUUGUCCGGAGCGUCGCCGAGAGUAUCCCAAAGGUUCGGACUGAUCACGGUGCUGCCACGCUGCCCAAGGUUGAGCUUGUAAUGCCAGAUGAUCCCGCAUUUUCUGCUGCUCGCGGCGCAGCUUUCUGGUUACGCUCCAGGAUGGACUGGUCAUACUGUGAUGGAUUCGACGACAUAGUGUCGCAGUAUGAUGUGACCAACGAGGGGCCAGACGGCCAUAUCGAGCUGUGAAUAGUGGUUCGACGUGCCUGGGUCGGGGAAGGGCUUCACUUGUAGACUUCAAAGGAGUGUGUGGUAGUACCACCUAUCUGCCGUAGGUAUCAAUCCUAGCCGUUCAAAUCCUGAAGAAGCUCCUGAUUUGGAUGUU
Molecule: messenger RNA, 1498 nt
Organism: Chaetomium fimeti
Lineage: Eukaryota; Fungi; Ascomycota; Sordariomycetes; Sordariales; Chaetomiaceae
Exons: 3
Coding region: 142-1362 (406 amino acids)
Source: RefSeq, a predicted model, not a curated record